Messenger RNA from Pleuronectes platessa (European plaice), 3004 nucleotides. It is a transcript of the gene fbxw11a, whose product is annotated as F-box and WD repeat domain containing 11a. Gene Ontology annotation, molecular function: protein dimerization activity. The transcript has 13 exons. Bases 118 to 1701 code for a protein of 527 amino acids. The record is from RefSeq and is a predicted model, not a curated record. Lineage: Eukaryota; Metazoa; Chordata; Actinopteri; Pleuronectiformes; Pleuronectidae.
CACUGCCCUACCGGAGCUGUGUGGCUGAGCGAAGUGAAUGACGUCUCUGCAUUUGCGGGCCGCCGACGCAGGGCUGGGUUUCCAUUUUCAGAGCGAGUUUCGGGGGGGAUCGUCAACAUGGAGCCGGAGAUGGAGGACAAAACGUUGGAACUGAUGAACACAUCAGGGAUGGAGCCGCAGAACCUUGUGGACGAUCUGUCGCCAAAGAAGACCACAGUUAUCAAGCUUAGUAACGGCCCUGUUGUGGGGUCCCGCAAGCGUCCAUCGGAGGGAAACUAUGAGAAGGAGAAAGAUAACUGCAUCGUACUGUUUGACCAGUGGUCAGAGGCCGACCAGGUGGAGUUUGUCGAGCGACUGAUCUCCCGAAUGUGCCACUAUCAGCAUGGCCACAUCAACUCCUACCUCAAACCCAUGCUACAGAGGGACUUCAUUACUGCGCUGCCAGCCCAAGGCUUGGAUCACAUAGCGGAGAACAUCCUGUCUUUCCUGGAUGCACGCUCGCUGUGCUCGGCAGAGCUGGUGUGUAAGGAGUGGCAGAGGGUCAUCUCGGAGGGUAUGCUGUGGAAGAAGCUCAUCGAACGCAUGGUCCGCACCGACCCGCUCUGGAAAGGCCUGUCUGAACGACAUCAGUGGGAGAAAUACCUGUUCAAGAACCGAACAUCGGAAGUCCCACCCAAUUCCUACUAUCACUCCUUGUAUCCCAAGAUCAUCCAAGACAUAGAGACUAUUGAGGCUAAUUGGCGGUGUGGCAGACACAACUUGCAGAGGAUUCAGUGUCGCUCAGAAAACAGUAAAGGGGUUUACUGUCUCCAGUACGAUGAUGACAAGAUCAUCAGUGGCCUUAGGGACAAUUCCAUCAAGAUCUGGGAUAAGCAGUCACUGGAGUGUCUGAAGAUACUGACCGGUCACACAGGCUCAGUGUUGUGUCUGCAGUAUGAUGAGAGGGUCAUCGUCACCGGGUCGUCUGACUCGACUGUCAGGGUGUGGGAGGUAAUGACGGGUGAGGUACUUAACACACUGAUCCACCACAACGAGGCAGUUCUUCACCUGCGCUUCGCCAACGGUCUGAUGGUCACCUGCUCCAAGGACCGUUCAAUUGCAGUUUGGGACAUGGCCUCACCCACUGACAUCAGCCUACGCCGGGUCCUGGUGGGACACCGAGCAGCUGUCAACGUGGUCGACUUCGAUGACAAAUACAUUGUGUCCGCCUCAGGGGACCGCACCAUCAAGGUAUGGAGCACCAGCACCUGUGAGUUUGUGCGCACUCUAAAUGGUCACAAGCGGGGUAUUGCCUGUCUACAGUACAGAGAUCGUCUGGUGGUCAGUGGCUCAUCUGACAACACAAUCCGGUUAUGGGACAUAGAAUGUGGGGCAUGUUUGCGAGUCCUGGAAGGUCAUGAGGAAUUGGUGCGCUGCAUUCGCUUUGACAACAAGAGGAUCGUCAGCGGCGCCUACGACGGUAAGAUCAAGGUGUGGGACCUGCAGGCAGCACUUGACCCACGAGCCCCCGCCAGCACAUUAUGUCUGCGCACUCUAGUGGAGCACUCUGGCCGCGUGUUCCGUCUCCAGUUCGAUGAGUUUCAGAUCAUCAGCAGUUCUCAUGACGACACCAUUCUGAUCUGGGACUUCCUGAACGUCUCAACCAACGGGCAGUCAGAGGGACGGUCUCCCUCCCGCACCUACACUUACAUUUCUAGAUAGCAGGUGGCGCCGUCCACUGCACCCUUCCUUGGAGGAGCCCAGGGCUGAUGGGCUGAUGGAUGCAUCCAUCAUGGAAAAGGAGUCCAUCUCCUCUCUUUCCUCUUCGUCAUCUCUCUGUCCACUUCCCCACCCUGCACCCCGCCACCUCACCCCUCCUCAGCCCGUUCUGACAGACUCUAAAGCUUGUGCCCAUGGCCUGCCCAGUACGGUGACAUGUACACACAGACACGCACAUAUACACACAGGUCAACACUGAUGAGGACGCCCUACUACGCAACCAAUGCAACUCUCCCAAGAAGUUCACCUUCAACUCUUAAUUUAUGUUUUGUAAAGUACACUAAUGACAGUAUUACCGUAGAUCUUAUAUAAGUCCCAAGCUCCCUUUUUUCCCUUUGAUAGAAACUUCAAGCAGCUUCUGCUCCUCGGUUUUCAACCCCCUGCCAAAACAGGUUCCCACAGAUAUGGAAUCGCUUAUAGAUAUAUAUUUAUAUAUACAUAUAUAUUACACACAUACACACAAACACACACAGUGGCGCAGUUGGACAGAGGAUGACAGGAGCUGUGAUGCGGGAGACAGAGACUCUUUACUCAGCUCUAGAAAAAGGAGGGGAGGAUGGGAGACGGAGAGAGUGAACGAGGGAGAAUGUUUAGGGAAUGACCUCCCUGCUCCCUCUCACUCCCUCUUACUCUGCCCUGUCUCUCUCGACACCCCCCCGAGCCCCACCUCCCCUUCGCUCCCCCCUUCGCUCUAACCCCCAGAGAUGCACACUUGCUUGGAACACGGGGGGGCACGCACACUCGAGUUUUCGAGUGCGUUUGUUGUAUGUGGACUUAUGUGAAAUGGCCGAACAGAGCAGAAGCGUCAAACAAACAGACAUGCAUGUGAGGUUGCCAUGGAUACAGCAUCCCGGCGCACCUCUGCUUUUUUUUUCUCUAACUCUUACUUUCUUACUGUUUUUUAUUACUGUUAUUUUCUAAUUUUAUUUGAGUAUUUUGGUUCUUAGUACCAACAUCAUACUAAGCGUAGUCCUCUUUCUCUUUCCCUCUCUUUCUCUCUCUCUCUCUUACUGUCUUUUUCCUCCUUUCUUUCUUCUAACUUCCUCCCUUGGUCAUCUGUCCCUCUCACUCCAUCUCUCUCUCCCUCCCAUCAUCUACGUGCUUGCUUUGGUUAUGAGAGAAGCUGGAACUCAAGAGCUCAAAUUUAGCUGUAAACGGAGUUGUCUUGUCAAAAAUUGUGUUGUAUAUUAAAAAUGAUUUUUUAAAGAAGAAAAUGACCUUAUUGUGAAUAAAGUACUUGACAGUG